Molecule: messenger RNA, 1425 nt
Organism: Mollisia scopiformis
Lineage: Eukaryota; Fungi; Ascomycota; Leotiomycetes; Helotiales; Mollisiaceae
Exons: 8
Coding region: 1-1425 (474 amino acids)
Molecular function (GO): protein binding
Source: RefSeq, a predicted model, not a curated record
AUGAUCAAAUCAUUCGUGACCAUUGCCUUGCUGGCUUCGACCGCACUGGCAUCCCCAGUGCCAGAAGCUGAGCCUGAGGCGCAGCUUUCAUUGCCACCUCUGAUCCCGUCUAUUCCUGGUGUCACUGAACCUUUGGCCAGCAACGCACCGCCAUUGCCAAUCCUGCAGAUUCCAACUCCUGCAUUGCCGAGUCCUCCGUUCACCGGAAGUAACAUCAGACCCAAGAAGAUUGGAUACUUUUGGACUGGUGCUGGAGACAACGAGCAUGCUGAUUUCUUGGCUGCUUACAGUCUUGACGAUGAUACAUUUGGAACCUUUCUUUGGCUUGCAGAUGUUCCGUCUAGUGGGAACAGUCCUCAUCAUCUUGGUGUCAGCCACGACGGCCAGACUCUGAUUGGUGGUGGGUUGCUUUCUCUAUUGAAGACGCAGGACACUGCAUACUACUUUGAUGUCUCCAACCCAUACCGACCAGCUUUCAAGAAAAGCAAUCGUGGUAUUUUGGCGUCGAUCACGGAUGAAAUUCGCGCUAAGCCAGAUGGUGGAUUCUUGAUCACAUACAUGGGCUCUGCUGUUGGAACUUCACCAGGUCGUCUCAUUGAGACUGACGCAAACUUCAACAUCAUUCACGAGUACCCCGAAGAUGUUGCCGGAACUCUGAACAUCCUCGGAGAACAAUUCAGCCCCCACGGUCUCAGCGUUGAUUGGGAUAAGAACCUCAUUCUUACCUCCGAUUUCGUGGUCCCGGUCACGAUCUUGAAGCCAUCACUCGGUAUACAACAUGCGAACACUCUUCGUCUUUGGAAUCUGGCUUCUAGGACUAUCAUAAGCACGCUUACCAUUCCAAACGGAGGCGGAAUUCAAGACGUGAAGUUCAUCCCUGGCAACAACGAAUCAGCCGCACUCGCAACAGCCGUCCAUCUGGGCCAAGUCUGGAUCGUCUACCCGUUCCGCUAUGAUUCAAAUGGCAACCAAGGUGUAGUAGAGCUCCUCUACGAUCUCGGACCAAAAGCUCAAGAUACCAUUGCCAUCUACUCCGACAUAACCCAGGACGGCAAAUUCAUCUACCUUACCCUCACCACCGCUAACCACAUCGCAGCCCUUGAUAUCUCCGACCUCAACAACGUCAAGCGUCUCGACGACCCCGAUGAGGUCCAACCCACCAUCGGCCCCCACUACAUCAAAGUGACGCCAGACCAAAAGCACAUUGUCGUCACCGACUACUUUGUCCAGACGGGCGAUAUCGGUCUCAUCAAUACUCCGGCCGAUUACAAAGCGCUGUAUAUUGAUAUCAACCCUGAUGGAAGCUUGAACUUCAAUCGUACCAUUGAUUUUGAGAGAAAUUUUGCGCAGACGAGGGGAGGUGCUAAGCCGCACAGUGUUGUGGUGUUUGAUUUCACGGAUCCGGCCAAUCCGAUUUACUAUUAG